UAUCAGUAUUGCAGUUUUAAACUUUCAUAGCAGUUUUGCUGUGAAUAACACAAUUAAGAAAGUGAUGUCUUAAAUAGUGUUGAUUACAAAUUUAAAACGGAAAACACUUUUAAAAGGUAUGUGCAUUUAUAGCAGAUGUAAGAACUCUAAACAUCUUUAUUCUAUUGAAGACAUAGUUUUGAUGUUUUGAAAAAUGAAUUUAUGAAAUAAAUCAUCUAAAUAGAGAUUUUAAUCAAACGUGUCUUUAAGUGUAAAGAGUUAAGUUUACGAUUUCCACAUAUGAAAACCUUAUUUUGCAUUCCAGGAGAUAUGCGCUUCAUCAGAAAUUCCUGGGCACGUUGUAAAAACUUGUCCAUACUUAUCGUAUCCUGUACACUUAUGAUUCGGGUUUUAUCAAUCGGUUACGUUAUUGGUAGUUUCUUGAUAAGGUUUCAAGAUCCUUUCCUAGGAUACACCGGGAUCAACCUUCUCAAUUGGUGCAACCUGGGAGUUUUCCCUCUGGGGUCUUUUAUGAACGCCCUAUUAUUCUCUCUGAUACCUGCAUUUAUAGUCAAUCUUUUCAAUUCUGCGAUCAUACACAUCGGCAUUUACAAGAGACGGAAAAGUUUCUUACAAAUAAGCACAACUAUAAGCCUAUUAAUCCUGAUAUGGUAUGUGGUGUUGAUCGGGCUGUGGUCAUGGCUUGUUGGUGAGGUGUAUUAUGGUAUUAAAAGGUCCUUCGUAAGCGUGUAUUCACGUGACCCAGAUAACUGGAACAACCACUGGAAACGUUUAAAAUGUUGUGGCGCUGACAACAGAAUAGCCAGCGGAAAUUUUGGAUGUGACCUAGUUUCUGCUGAUGCAUGCUUUGAUGUUUUUUCGAACACAAUUAAUACAUACGGAAGCUCAUUUAUAUCAGUUCUCGUUAUCAACUGUUUGGCAGAGAUCAUUAUGAUAGUAGGAAUCAGUUCUCUUCACGGGUUUUACGCAGUUCUCUUCAAAUCUACAUCAGCAAAAAAUAUGGAUUCGAAGGAAAUACACAAACUAAAGAAUUCGGCGAUUGGUUCUGGGUGUCUGUCUCUAAAAGAAAAGUGGACAAGAAACAAAAUGUCGACAUGUUUUGGAUAUACGACAGUGAUUUUUUUGGUAAUAGAUGGUACAAUGGCUAUAGCUAUUCUGCUAUUACGAUAUAACUAUUACGACAUUACGCUAACAGGCGAAUUCUAUCAAGCCAGUGGAGGAAACAAUAUGAACAUGGGUUACACAAAAGAUGCCUUGUUAAUUACAGCUAUAUGUGUUCUUUUAUGGUCGGUAUUAGCAAAAGCAAUGUAUUUUGGUGGAAUGUAUUUAAAUAAAAGGUGGAUGUUUGUUUUGCAUAUCGCUUUUGAAAUUACCGUAUUGCAGGUGGAAUGUAUCAUUUUUAUAUUUGCCGUUAUUUUAAUGAAAGCAAUGUAUUGUUGUUUAUGGAAAGAUACGUCAGGAUGUAGCGAAUAUACAUACUUUACAACUGUAUCUCCGAUCAUAGGUGUUUGUGAGUCUUGGGGAAAUGCUGCACGCUUUCUUUGGACCUCAACUUUAAUUUUAGUUGUCCACAUUGUGCUAAAGGUCUUAUUCAUAAUAGUAUCAGACAAAGUGUAUAAAAGGUCUUUUUCAACAACAAAAACAUCUCUACCGGAAUCGAAACUUUCCCAGAAUGGUUCUGUUGGUCUGUUCAAGGAAGCACUCUUGAAGACUAAAAGAUACCCGGCGGUUGCAACUGUUGUGGUUAUAUCGAUCGUCUUAUGUAUCGUUAACUCUGUGUACCUUUGUGGACUUCUCGUUGUCCGAUAUGGAUAUUCUUCAUAUCCCUUUAUAGAAGUAGCAGAUGCCUUGAAUGCUAUAAACCUCGGAUCUCUUAACAUGUCAACUAAUCGAGACAACGGAUUCAUAAUAUGUAUUGCUUCUCUUUCAUUUUCCUUUCUUCUCCAACUUGGAAAAUUCGUCUCUAUCACAUGGAAAUCACAUAAAUCGACAUUACUGAUUCUUUGGCUGGAACUUCUCGUAAUAAUUCUGCAGCUUGUUUGCCUUUCUUUGGUUGCUGUAUCAUUGAAACUGGUAUAUUGCUGUUUGGACAUGUCAAAUUGUGUCUUUACAUUUGAUAACCAGUUGUUGUGUGACAAUGAACAGAAUGUAUGGGGACGCUUUACACUACAGUCAUGGUUGAUGUUUGGAUUCAGUAUAUUGUGUACAGUUCUUCAGAUAUCGUCUAUUAUAUCCGGAUACAGAUAUUUCAAACAGUCUGAUGAUGGACAUUUGGGAAUUUUUAAAGGAAUUUCAGAACUCUUUAAAAAUAUUAUGCAUACGUUGUCAAAUAACAGAUACAUAAACGAGAAGAAGAUGCCUAACUACAAUAAAACUUACGCCUUUUAUUGCAUUUUAUCAACCACCAGUUUGGCAUUGGAAUUGGUAUUUGUCGUGAGUGUGUACGCGUACUACUUUACUGAGGGAGAUUCCAGUUAUUUACUUGAUGGCCUCAAUCGCUUCACAUACUAUCGCUAUUACAUGGGUUCAUUAUAUAAAGGUGUCAUCAUAACCACUCUUACCAUAAUUCCAUUAGCUGCAAGUCUUCGCAUAGCUGCCUUUAUUUGGUUUGGAUUCCGAAAAUCGAAGAUUCCGUUAUAUACGAUAGUGGUUUUCAUUUCAAUCUGGACACUCGGAGAAGUUACGGUGUUAAGUUAUGUGUCGUAUUUAUUACGAUUGGCCUACGGAUGCAUUGAUUCCGAUUCCUUUACGUUUUCCAACGUUUUCUGGAGACCAGAUCGGAACAAUGUGUGUGCCAGCUUUAAUCCCAAACUCUUUGUACAAUCUGGAUUGACUGUUGCCUAUCUUGUGACACACGUCAUCCUUGAUAUUUGCAUUCUUAUUACAUUAGAUGGCCUGCAUCCUUACAUUGUGGGAUACGAGGACGGAAGACGAUUUUCAGCUCGUUUAUUUUAUAAAAUAAUUACAGAACUGAAAAAGCAAACACACUUACAACGUUUCUACUUCGCCCUACUCAAUAUAUCUCUGGUUCUGAACUUCGCCUUUUGGAUAGGACUUAUACUGAUGGGGCUUAUUCCAGGGUAUAUUCACACCCCCACCGGGUUUCUUAACAUUAUCUCUAGGAUCGCAAUCUCGUUUGGAUCUAUUGAUAUGGAAAGUGCAGUUCUUGGAGUAAUGUAUUCAUUAAUAGCAGUUGUUCCUCUCUUUGGGGCAAACCAUGUCGUUGGAAUAAUUGCUUCCUUAAAACAAAAUGGAAUUAUGUUAUGGGUGUUUAUCAUCAGCUUACUUCUCUGCUGCAUCGCUGAUAUGGUGUAUCUAGCGUUUUCUAGCGAUAUAGUUAACUUCAGACUAUGUUUUUGUGAAAAAGGGACGCACUGCACCGAAUACAACUUAACAGCAAUAGAAAACGAACACCAAAACGUAUGUGGUGAUUUGUUUUCGAACUCAUCGAGUGUGUUACUAGCCUAUAUAGUGCUAACAUUGAUCGUACAUAUUAUAGGAUUGUGUUUGGGAAUAAAAUUUAUGAGAGAAAUCCGUAGAACAAGAGUUGGAAUUGAUGGAGAAGACAACAAUCUUUUAAAAGAAACACAUUUAGAACUUUCUAUCAACCAAGAACACGGCGGUGGUCCAAACCAAAGAAUAGGGGAACAUUUAAGCACUCAGAGCCAUGCAGAAAACCAGGGAAAUGCGUCAGGGUCUGAAAAUGCCGGGCCCACAAACGAAAGUAUCAAAGAUAUGUCUAGCAGUCAAAACAUACAAGAGAGUGAAGAAAGUGUGGCUGAGUAUGGAAAUACAGUGCCAUCAAACAAAAUGACCGAGGAUAAUUUAAGCAGUCUCAAUAUAACAGGAAGUAACCAAGCUGAAAAUACCGUGCAAAACGUCGAAACAAAAGUUCAAUAUGAAUCAAGUUCUGAAGUUUUAGAAAAUAACGAAUCUGUAAUUGAUAACUUAAAGGAAGAUGUUAACAAUACAGGACAAGAUCAGCGUUUGAUAAAGAAUUGAUUAGCAGCAAGAGGAAAUCACGGUUAUAUCAUGUAGCUUACAUACACUGAAACCAUUGGUGUAUGGACCCUUUUUAUCGCUACAUGCAAAACUACAAAUAUAUCUAUCGAAAACUUUGCAACAUUUAAUGAUCGAUUUGGAUGUCAUUGAGGAUUUGUCAUGUGUUUCAGAGCAAACUCUUACUGAAAUCAGUACUUUUUUCUUAUUUUUUUAGUAGUUCCUAUAGGCUUGAAAGUAUUUUAAUUGCGUUAGUUGGCAAAAUAUACAAUAAUUUUACCUUUAAGGUUUGUUCAUUUCAUUGGUGCAAAAUAUGAAUUGGUUUUUACAAUCUGGCUAUUUAUACUUUUAAUU
Molecule: messenger RNA, 4353 nt
Organism: Magallana angulata
Lineage: Eukaryota; Metazoa; Mollusca; Bivalvia; Ostreida; Ostreidae
Exons: 31
Coding region: 280-4002 (1240 amino acids)
Source: RefSeq, a predicted model, not a curated record